AUGCCCGCUGUUGAGUCUAGCUCCAGCGUUACGGUUCGGCAAAGCACUUCGCUUGGUGAGGUCAACAGUCUCUUUUGCACUCAGAUUAAAGAUUUAGGAUGGAAUCGCCAUGAAUUGGAUGCUCAAACACACUUUACAGUGGCUCAGAAUGGCCAAGACUGGCUACUAUUGAUUCCAGCGGGCGCAACCGAGCCUGUUGGGAUGGUGAUAGGCUUCAAGUUCCCUAAUCGCACCGGAUGGGUCGGUUUCUUCAUAGUUGACAAGAAUUACCAAGGAAGAGGAUGGGGUGGGCUUCUGUUCAAAGCCAUGCUUGAUGCCUACAGCGAGAUUGGCAUCCAAAUGGUUGGUUUGGAUGCUGUACAAGAGCAAGUUAAAACAUACGAAAGACGAGGGUUCGUUGAAGCGGCCAAGAUCAAGAUAAUGACGUGCACACCUGAACAAGAAUUGGCGACGAAAUAUAGAGCUGUCGAGCUGGCCAAAGGGUAUAAAGCAAUCGAUAUCAAAGAAGCUGAUACGGGUGCCAUUGCGGAUCUGGAUCGCAUGCAUACUGGGCUUGACCGAACAGUACUCUGGGCUAAGGCUUUGUUUCCUCGACCAGAUUCAUUUGGAUUUGCCAUCAUAUCUACCACCACUGAGGAACUAUCAGGUUUUAUCCUAGUUCGUCGCUGCGAACACGGACACCGAUUUGGCCCUCUGUUUGCGGACUCAAACGCCCACGCGUCCUCUCUUCUUCAACUAGCUAUGUCGCAUCCAAGUGUUUCAGAAUCUCCUGGAAGCUUAAUCGCUGAAGUAUUUGGCCCCAAUGAGAAUAGUGUUGAUGUAUUUUCACAUUUAGGAUGGCAAUGGACGAAGAUGGAUUACCACCGAAUGUGGUUCAAUGGCCGAGUGCCAGUAGAGCAACAACAAGGUGGACGAGGUCAAAAGGGAAUGUUUGCUAUUUUUGAUGCUUCCGAGGGAUGA
Messenger RNA from Trichoderma atroviride IMI 206040, 960 nucleotides. RefSeq lists its product as uncharacterized. NCBI's taxonomy places the organism in Eukaryota, Fungi, Ascomycota, Sordariomycetes, Hypocreales, Hypocreaceae. The record is from RefSeq and is a predicted model, not a curated record. Gene Ontology annotation, molecular function: acyltransferase activity, transferring groups other than amino-acyl groups.